CUCUAUGACACGACUGUUUCGAGCAGAGAUCGUCUGCUCUAUGGCGAUGUGUAAUUCUCAAAUAAAACAUUUGUGUUUUGAUGUUCCCAGAAAAAAUAAUAAUUUGCUACGUUUCUAAGUAAACGGUAGAGUGAACUGAGGUUAUGAAAAUAUAAACAUCAAGAAAAUCUAAAGUGCCUGCAGUGUUUAGAUUAUUGAGUUUUGGUUCGUGUACAAAGUUACAUGUUUUUCGAUUCUACUAGGUUAACCAACGACCGUUGACAUUUUGCAAAUAUUUUUUGAAAUGUCGAGAAAACUUUUACUUCGUCAAAGAUGUGCAUAUAAAGGAUGUACUGUGGAAGGGAGACGCCGUGGAGAUGGCCAUCUCUUCAGAUUUCCUUCUGAUGAUAAACGACGCUCGGUCUGGAUGACUAAUUGUGCCAAUCCCCGGCUCUACAAAUUGACAAAGAAGACAGUACUUCAUUAUGGACUGUGCAAACAACAUUUUCCUAACAGUGCAUUCACAAAUACUGAUCAAGAAGCAUUGAACUGGAAUGCAGUACCCCAUCCAUAUGUUGAGGAACCGCCGUCUCCAAUGGAAGUUGUAACGAAAGAGGAUUCUUCAAAUAGAAACGAGCCAACCCAAUGCUCCCUAAGCGAAGCAGAACCCCAACUUCAAACAACAGUCUCCAACGAUCAAUCAAAAUCGUCGAUGACCCAAUCCCUUCCCUUUAAUCCCCUGUAUUCCAAAUUACUCGACGAAAACGACGACCUGAAGAACGACAUCACGCGAUUAAAAAUUGCGAACAAAAAAUUACGAGGGGAGAAUGACAAACUUUUUACAAAAUCAGAAGAACGUUCAUCAAAAAUCCGAAGUUUGCAAUAUCAUCUCAAACAAACUUCAAAAAUAACAGCACGAGCUGUGGCUAAUGUCACGAUUGACGACAUAUUGAGAAAUCAUGAUCCACCACUUCAUCAUACCGCUGAGACAAUGGUGAGACUGCAAUUUCACAAGACAAACACUCCGUAUAAUCAAGAAGAACAAGAAUUGACAAAACAAAUUCAAUAUCAUGCACCUUCAGCUUAUUCACGUAUGCGAAGAGCUGGUUGUGUACUUCCAGGUGCAAGUACAGUUCGUUCCUGGGUAUCGCAGUACGAAAUUAUUCCUGGUUUUUGUCAAGGAAUGUUCGAGCAGUUAAAGCAGAAAAUGUCAAUUUUAGAUCCCUUAGAUCGAUAUUGCUCACUAGCCUGGGACGAAAUGCCGAUUAAAAGCACCGAGGAAUAUUCAUCAAAACUCGAUUUGAUCGAAGGACUGGUAGAUCUUGGGCCAUUGGGUCGAAGGUACGAGAGAGCAGAGAAUGCAUUUUUCUUCAAUCUAACCAGUCUAAACUCUACAGAGAAAUGGCGGCAGCCCAUUGCGUAUUUCCUAUCUGGAAAUGGGGGAAUGACUCCAGAAGAUAUUCAUUUACUCUUACAAGAUUGUCUACAACGUCUAGAAGAAGCUGAUGUGAAAGUAAAAUUAUUGGUGUCCAAUCCGAAUCCUCAGAAUCAACAUCUAUACGAAAAUAUCCUGGAGAUUAAUUACGACGAAGCAACGGUGAAUAUAAAUGAAAAAGUCUAUUUCAUUGCUUUUGAUUUUCCAAAUCUGAUAAAACAAGUCGUUGUGGCACUGAGAGAGUACGGGACAAUUUGGCAAAAUAAUAGGAUUAUUGCUUCGUGGAGUGACUUCGCUGCAACACAUACGUUUGACAAGAAAUUCGCCGCAUCCAGCCUCCUGGGUCAUAUUUCGGAUCUUCAGUUUUCUCUGAAUUCCCUCCAGGGGAUCCCAGCAAAACGUACUUUUCAAAUUUUGGGAAAUCGGUAUGCACAGGCCAUCAACUCCUGGGGUAGUUCCCUUCAAAGUUCAUCAGAAUCCAAUGGAGCUUCGUCUACUUGGGAAGAGACCGCUGAAUUUGCGGAAAAAAUGAAUGAUAUCAUCGACGCAUGUUAUUCAACAGAUUUACUCGAUAAAAAUCCCAAUAGAAUGCCAUUGUCCCCAGAUAAUCCUCACAUAGAGGAGCAGAUUCUGGACUUGAUUGAGUGGAGUUGCACGUGGCAAAUUGCUAACAAGUCCGGGUACACAGCUCUCCCUUGUUUCCAAGGACUAAAUCUGACUGGAAAGGCCUUCCUGAACGUCUACAAAAACCUCUCCCAGAAAUGGUCAGAAUUCAAAUUUUUCACAUCACGUGGCAAUUUAGAUGGGACUGAGCAUUGGUUCAGUCUUAUUCGAGCUCGGAACGGAAUUUCGCAGAAUCUAACGGCUAAAAUGGUACGAAUUUCCACGAGACAUAUCCUUUCCAUGGGGUACGCUCGUAGUGCUCAUAGUAAGACUGUCUCGUGUGACGACAACGAUUUUCUUGUGGCGUCAAAGCCCUCACGAAUAUCAUUAGUAUUUGAUAAUCCAGCGAUCCCAAUGAGAGUCCCCAGUGAGAUAAAUCUCGAGGAAAGUAGUAUGGAGAGCGAGAUGUUGGAAGUGCUGGACAUUAUUCGUGAGAUUGAACAACAGGACAAUAACCAUUCACUUGUUAAUUCACAAGAAAAAGGUCCCACGUCACUUGAUGGAACGAAUGCUAUGGCAUUCUUAGCACGUUAUGCGGCUUUCAGAGGUGUGAGUAAAUGUCAAACGUGUAAAAAAGACAUGUGUAAGUCAAUUUCCGAUGAUAGUUCUAUCGAAAACAUCGAUGUUGAUCGGACAAAUGUUAAUAAAGCUACUCGUCCCGACUGGUUUGCCAAAUUGAUUGAGCUGCAAUUGCAAGCUUUUGAUCAAAUUUGGAGGAAACACUGGGGCUCAGCAUCAAUCCAUCGCAAUAUCACUGCCAAUUUAAAAGGAGCUCUUCAGCUAUCGACUCCUGAUUGGUUUAUCGAGAACCUUAAUUGCUACUCUCAUCGACUGACAGCUUUAAAAUUUUUGGUGAAAGUGAAAAUCUUGUCCAGAAUGAGAUUGAAUAAUCAGGAAGCACUGAGAGAGCAAAUUAAAUGUUAUAAUCAUAAUAAGAGAGUGCAGAAGAAAGUCACUCGUCAGUGAAGUUUAUGGAUGCCGUCUGUAUUUUUUAUUGUCAGUCUUUGACCGACUGAAUGCGCUGUUUUAAAUAUGUUCAGUGGAUUAUGUUUUACGAAGGGGAAAAAAGCAAAUUUUAAUUUGUAAUUGCAACGAAAAUGUUGAUUUUUUCAUAAGACAUUGUGCUAAGGUUUGAUUUUUUAUGUUUUUUCUUAAAAAACCAACAGGAAAUGUGAUAGUGUUCGAUAAUUUUGAAAUUCAUUCAAAGAGUAGAACCACUUUAAUGAGAUUUCAUCAAUUACUUGUUUCUAAUUCUCUUUAUGAAUCGCUCAAUUUGUAAUGAUAUAAACUACAAAUCUUAAAUCAUAUAAAUCCUUUGAAAUUGGUAGUUCUAGUGACGGAUUUGUACACAUCAUAAUGUCCAAGACACCUCACUUAUGUCCUUCAUGUUGAGAAGGAUAUUUAUUGCGUGAAUUCUCUGAUGUUACGAUUGUUAUGUUAAAUUUUAUAACUUUAUAUUUUUCAUAGUCCUGAUGAGGGUCAAGACAGGCUUGCAAUUUUGAAAUUGCUGAGUUUCUAUGUCAGGAUGUGUAAUGUUAACCACAGGAGUUCGUCGAAGAGAGAGUGGUUCUAACAUGUAUCGAAUGUAUAUAUGUAUAUACAUGUGUAUAUAUUGUCAGUAGUUUUUCAAAGAUAGCGGAAAACAUUCGUGUGAAUGAAUCUAACUGUAAGAUGUAAAAUAUUUUUCCACAUAACAUCCUGACAAAGACAUAUGGAAACUUCUCAUUAAGAACUGGUAGAAUCUACCUUGUGAUAAAAAUUCAAAGUUUAUAUUCAUUUUUUAAUCGUCCGGUCGCUAGCAUUUGAAAAAUUAACAGAAUAAAAAAUGAUUAUAGAAUUAGUUAAACCAAAAAAGUACAGAAAACUCAGUAAUGAUUAUUUUACAUGUGCGAGUUUAAAAAUUCAAUUAAAUUGUUAAGUCGUGUUUCUUCGUCAUCAUUCAAGAUAAUUUAGAAAUAUAAUUUUAGGAUUCAAUUUCGUUUCUUUUAUGGUUUAAUUGAACGCAUCACUAAUUAUAAACAUGAAUUAUCAAUUAUGUUCUUAAUUCUUUAUUUCCAUUCGAAGCUACCUGCAGCAGAAAAAAAUGGACUAUUACCAUAAAAAUUAAAUUCUACUCAUGUUGACGUGAAACAAGAAUUAAUUUUUCAAAACAAAAAAGUAUCGCCGAGCGAUAUAACACUCCAGGUGAAGUUACACACAAUGUCUUCAUUAAAAGUUAUAAAGAAUCGUAUAAAAUCCGUGGAGAACACAAGAAAAAUUUCUAAAACAAUGAGAUUGGUGUCAGCAGCAAAAUAUGCAAAGGCAGAACGUGAAUUAUUAACCUCCAGACCAUUUGGCAACAGUCCCCAGUAUUUUAUCGAGACCGUUGGUCUCACUUUGGACCCUAAACCAGACUCCAGGUUGGUCCUAGCCGUCACUGGAGACCGAGGACUAUGUGGAGCCAUUCAUUCGGGUGUUGCGAGGGCAGUUCACAUGUCAAUUGAGUCCUUAAAAGUGGACACGAACCCGCUGACCAAGUUAAUCUGCAUUGGCGAAAAGUCUAGGGUUAUUUUAUCCCGAGUUUACGCCAAAAAAAUCCUCUGGAUAGCCUCGGAAAUCGGAAAAAAACCCUCGACGUUCAUUGAUGCAAGCCGAAUAGCCCAGAUGAUACUGAAGUCUAUGGCGGAUUACCAAUUCUCGCAGAUACAAGUUUAUUAUAACAAGUUAAUUGACAUACAGAUACCAUAAUUUUGUGAGGAUGAAAAUAAAUUGGAGAUGAAUGAAUAAAUUAGGAAAUCAUUGUUUUAUCAA
Messenger RNA from Diachasmimorpha longicaudata, 4867 nucleotides. RefSeq lists its product as uncharacterized. The coding region runs from base 284 to 3043 and encodes 919 amino acids. NCBI's taxonomy places the organism in Eukaryota, Metazoa, Arthropoda, Insecta, Hymenoptera, Braconidae. The transcript is spliced from 2 exons. The record is from RefSeq and is a predicted model, not a curated record.